CAAGGUCAGGCUGGACAGGGCUUUGAGCAACCUGGUCUAGAGGGAGGUGUCCCUGCCUAUAGCAGGGCGUUGGAACUAGAUGAUCUUGAAGGUCCCUUCCAGCCCAAACCAUUCUAUGAUUCCAGCUUGAGUGGGAUGCCUCAUCUCCCCUUUGGGCCACCUUCUCUCUGGCAGGAAGGGCUUUGUUCCAGGGCAAGCUCACCUGCUGACCCCAACUUUGAUGCUUGUGGAACCCCCCACUGUGAGGCUUGGCCAUACUUCAGCUUCUUCAGCCCUCACUUGCUUGUGAGGAGGUCAGAAUCUCUGUUUGUGCCCUUUGAGGGGUUUCUGAAAUCUGAAGGGGAAGCAGCAGUGAAAACUCUGGCUGUAAUGGAAAUGGAUGCACCAGGAGGGAAACCACCACUGGCCUUGCCUUGCUGCGUUAGUGCUGCAACUUGAGACACCUCAGUGCUGGUGGGGGACAGCAGGACACUUUAUCAGUCUGCCAUGCCACCUCUAGCUGGCAGGGGAACCUGGCAUGAUCGCAGCUGUUUGUCUCUCUCGGUCUGCUUUGCUUUCCCUUCAGUCUCUAAUGUCACGAAUUGCUGCUGCAUUCAGAACCGUGACCUCCAGGUGGUCGGAUCCUGGCUUCAGACCAUAGUGCUGUCAGUGCUGUUGUUAUAUCUUGGAGUGUGUCUCCAGUGCUAAAAUUCCUGUCUCUUUCACUUGUCACUGCACUGCACUGGACUCUAACAAGCACUGUAUUAGUGUCAGAAAUGGUUUUUUAUCAGUGGGAUCUGCAUUAUCCUCAGGGACUCUUGGCCGCUGAUCCCUGCUGCUUAGGGACCUGUGGGCAGCUCAGGAGCCAUGCUGUACUUCGUCCAUUCCCAAACAGAACCAGCCACUUUCUUGCUUUCAGGAGGGAGGGUCCAAUUUCACACUGGGAGGAUGAAGUUGGUCUCUGAAUUCAUCUUAUCUCCUCACUGUGCACCCGCUGCAGCCUGGAAAGCCACAUUCCACUAAUUUCCAGGCCACCUGUUUAUAAAGCCCAACAGCAUUAAUGAUACAGGGAACAAGAAGGGUGUUUGUGUAUCCUGGUCUGUUGUAUAUCAGGCUCACGGAGCCAUUGCUUUUCAAAUGCUGCUCUUGCAAAGGCACUCCAGAUGUCCUAGGCAAGAAACUUUGCUCGUGGGUCCUCAUAUGCAAGUGAUGGGCCCCCAAAAACCCUUCUUGGGGCAGCCCACUUUCUGCUGGUGUCCCGGAAGGUUUGUGGUGUCUGAGGAGGGGGCGAUGGGGAUUUUGUUGCCCCACACAGGGUCCACGUUCUGUGCUUGGUCACCUCAUGAAGCUGCAUCAUGUUCUGUCUUCCACUAGGGAGCUCCUGUGACAAGCCCAUGUCCUGCCUGCUUCCACAAGUUCCCUAUGGUAAAGCUGAGUUGAGUGCAGGGACCACAGAAUAACAAUUUCUUUCAUAGUCUGCCCUCAGGAGGACAAAGGAAUGGGGCUUGACCCUUGCGGCUGUUUAGCUGCUGCUCUCAAAUGUUCCCUGAGGCUGUUCCCUUUUUUGCCCUCUACUGCAAACUGUCACUGUUCCUCUGGGCUUAUUUCCCCUUUACUAGCAGUGGGGAAAUACUUUGGGUGACUCUGUGCCCCCUCAUUACAUCUGCAGAGGAAAUGCUAGCUCGGAAGCAUCCUUGCUGUCUAGGAGAAGUAGCUGAGAUUUUUACAGGCUCGCCAUGAGGACUGGGCUCUUUCCUUGCCUGGGGUGUCUGGGACUGCUGCCCAUUCUGUCUCUCCCGUUCACCAUCAGGUUUUCAAUCCAGCGUUUUUAUGCUUUGCUCAUGCGAGGAGACAAUAGCUGGGCUGUUCCACGGGACAGAGCCUUUCUCAUGCAAAUGUGCUGCCUGCACCAGGGUAGGGGAGCCUAUAGGUACCCUGCCUGUCCAUUGCUGUCCCCAUCCAUGGUGACAGCUUCCUGCACCUUUUUUUUCAGUCUUAAAGGCGUGAUAUAAAUAAAAUAUAGUAGCUCCUAGCAGAGGAGCUACUAAUCACGAAAGCCAUCACAUUCACUGUCACUUUAUGUAACAUUAACAUGCCUGGAGCACUGCCAUGGGGAAAGCAUGUGGUGAUGGGGCAGGAGUUUGGGUCAGGGCUUGGUCCCCUGCCUGAGAGCAGUGUCACUGUGUCCCAGUGCCAGGCUGCUGUGCCAACCUCUGAAUUUCAGAAAACAACCAUGUGGAUUUUAUUUUUAAUCUGUUUUUGGCAUCUGGCUUGCUCCAGUUUUCUCUCUUUAAUCACAAACAGAGGCAUAUAGGUCCUGUUUCUUGCAAACCUGAGUGCCAAGUUGGAGAACAAUUCAUGCAGAACAGGAAGGCUGGAUCUGCAGACAUGCAAGUCUUGGAUGCACAUGUGCUUGGAGGUGCCAGAGUGUGGGGCUCUAAGGUGCCUUGGAGGAAUGGCUCAAAGGUAUUGAGCGCUCAGAACCCAUAAAACCGGAGAUCUGGAGCUGAGAGAACUGAGGCGUUUGUGUUUUGUCCUCAUGAAAAAGUAACAGAUUCAAAAAUUAGAAUAAUAAACCAGAGAGAAUUCCCUGAUUCAGCAGAGAGAAAGCUGGGGAUGAUGUAAGUCUGGAGCACAGCACUGCUGGGCACUGACUGUGCCAACCAUUGGUUCCCAUUGGUCUCCUGGAGUGUAGAAGGGACUUCAGGAAAAUGCUGGUGUUUAUCAGCUGGCAGUGCGCAGAGCUACCAAUGAGGCCACGACCAUUCCUGUCCCUUGGUGCUGGGAGCAGAAAGUUAGAGCAUACAGAGACAAUUUUGAUCUCAUUAACAAAAUGAUGCUCUUGACAUGGGGCAGUUCUUCCUUCCCCUCCUCUUGCCAUCUCCAGCAGCUGCCCAGCUGUGUCCUGACACCAGGCUGGGGGUUUGUGGGAUGGGUGGUGACCAGCCGUGCGGGUUGCACUCUGCAGCACUGUGUGCUCUCUGCCAGUGCAGUCUGUGACGUGCUGAAGCAGCAGGUUGCUAUGAUACGGUUUGCCGUAGCAAUGUCUGAGCUGAAAGGAGCCAAAACCAGUCUCUACAAAAGGAGCAUUCCUGGGCUGGGAGGAGGGUCAGCCUAUUAUGAUAAUGUCCGUCCCUUGGCAUACCCAGACUCAGAUGCCGUGCUCAUCUGCUUUGAUAUCAGCCGCCCAGAAACCCUGGACAGUGUGCUCAAGAAGUGGCAAGGGGAGACUCAGGAGUUCUGCCCCAAUGCAAAAAUCGUGUUGGUGGGCUGCAAGCUGGACAUGCGGACGGACCUGAACACGCUGCGGGAGCUUUCCAAGCAGCGCCUCAUCCCAGUGACACACGAGCAGGGCAGUGCGCUGGCGCGGCAAAUUGGGGCAGUGGCCUAUGCUGAGUGCUCCUCCAAGGUGUCAGAGGACAGUGUGCGGGAUGUCUUCCACGUCACCACACUCGCCUCGGUCAACAGGAUACACAAGAACUUGAAGCGCUCCAACUCCAAACGGGGACUGAAGCGGGCAUCACAGAUGCCCAGCAGGACGGACUUACUGAAUGACACAGAGAUCAGGAAAGACCGAGCCAAGAGCUGUUCCAUCAUGUGAAAAACAGUCUGUAAAUAACAUGUGUGUGUUGUCCAUUUUGUACAGUAACUGGCCAAGACCAGGGCACAGUGCUGGCUGCAGGAGCCAGCUUGCCUUUCUGAAGCCUUUCUUAGUCUGUAGGGCUGAGCAAAGGUCCCAGGUGCAAACUGGGGUGCAGGAGGCACCCUGCACUGCCAAGACCUCUGGGUUGGCUGCUGCUGUGCUGACUGCUUGGGAGAAAAGAACCACUUGGCAGAGAAGCAUACAGGCACUGGAAGGUCCAUGGUUGGAUGAAACAAAGCAAAAGAGAGUGAUGCUGCAUGCAUGCCAUCCUCCUGUACCCACGGCCCAGCCUCUGGGUGACGUAGGGUGGUGGGACCUGGGCUGGAGGCUGAGAGAGGGGGGAACCACAAGCAGCAGAAUGACUGGGAGAAAGUCCCAAGUCUCUUCCAAUCUGCCUUUAGAAGAGAAGCAUUAUUUGAGCUGUUGCUAUCUGCAGAUAGCUGCACCCUGGGGAGAAAGCGUAACCUGGUGAGCACUAUGCAGAUCACCUUCUGGGACACCGUAGAUAGGCAGCUUUUCUCACAGUACUUUAGAUACUUGAAAUCUAUUCCAAAACCAACAGAGCAGAUCUGGCUGCAGGGUCUGUCUCUGUAGAUGCAUCCUGAAAAUUGUGGUUCCCUUCAGCAAGCAAAUGCCACUCAGGAGGUUGUGCCUCACUGCUGCCAGCCUGGUUCCUCAUCAGGCUGCUCACUGCCACAGGCAGCUGCACCUCCAGGCACACAGCUUCCUGAAAAGCAGACUGCAAUCACUCUCCGUGUCCCCUUCUCCACCCAUUUCAAACUGCAGAUUGUGUUCCAUGACGCUGUGUUUGUCUGGUACAAGACACAAAAAGGAUUAUAUGUGUCUCUGCACCCUGACUCCACUGCAGCUGUGGGAAGGAAGGUGCUCCCUGCCCAUUCUGUACGGCUGUACAGCCUGCUGCCAACACCUCUCGUUGCUUCUGCUGCUGCCCUCUAAAUGCCUUUAACAACAGUGCUAGCCUUGAUCUAAUGACACGUAGACACUUUAUGGGAAAAGAAGUCUGCUCCAUUGCCAGAUCCAGCUAUGUCAGAGAGCUACAGAAAAUAAAUAAACAUCGUUGGAAAAUG
This is a messenger RNA of Numida meleagris (helmeted guineafowl), 4710 nucleotides long. It is a transcript of the gene RND2, whose product is annotated as Rho family GTPase 2. The record is from RefSeq and is a predicted model, not a curated record. The transcript is spliced from 4 exons. NCBI's taxonomy places the organism in Eukaryota, Metazoa, Chordata, Aves, Galliformes, Numididae. The coding region runs from base 2813 to 3580 and encodes 255 amino acids. Gene Ontology annotation, molecular function: GTP binding; GTPase activity. Gene Ontology annotation, biological process: small GTPase-mediated signal transduction.